Molecule: messenger RNA, 2873 nt
Organism: Salvelinus sp. IW2-2015
Lineage: Eukaryota; Metazoa; Chordata; Actinopteri; Salmoniformes; Salmonidae
Product: rab-interacting lysosomal protein
Biological process (GO): cilium assembly
Cellular component (GO): ciliary basal body; cytoplasm
Molecular function (GO): dynein light intermediate chain binding; small GTPase binding; protein dimerization activity
Source: RefSeq, a predicted model, not a curated record
GGCGUCCAGUCGACAGUACACUGCGCUGUCUUUUCAAGACUACUCGACGAGGAACUCUUGUUCUUUAAUUUGAAUCGGGCCUCAAGUUAAUGCUCUAGACUAGGGGCAAGCAAAAUGUGUGACGUAUGCUCAAAUGAGGUUCAAAUUAGAACGAGUUUAUAAUUGUCUGGAUGAUCAAGCAUGCAACGAAAGAAAGAGUCAACUUCGUGCAUAGGGUGACGAAUAAUGCAUACAUUUUAGAUGCAGCAGCAUAUCGCGAUAUAGAUAAGACACCUGUUUAUUGUGAGAACACUUUCGCUUUAGUUGUGUUUCGACUGUAUCGCUGGGGAACUGUCUUGUCACGCUGAGAACGACAUUUUAAUUUUAUUUCUGAGUUUCGAUAUUAACGUGCAUGCACACUGGUGCAAACAUGGAGAAUGAUUGCGAUAUUAACGAUCAAAAGCAAGACRUCAAGAAGACAGGGUGGUGUUUUGAAAGGACAUGUUCAGCAYUAACUGUGGAUGAUGUAUACGAAAUGGCUAAAUUGAUUGGCUCGGAAUUGGAAAAACUUAUUGACAGCUACGGUAAAGAGAGCGCCACAGUACUGCUGCCUCAAAUAGUCAAAGUUCUAGAGCUUUUGGAGAGCUUCGCCUCGCGGAACAAUGCACACAAGUCAAAAGAAGAAGAAUUACUCAAAGCAUUUGAAACGCUACAUGUACAGAAACAGAAGAAGACGAGAUCUGUGAAAGAAUACGACGAAARCAGAAAGAAUGAAAUACAGCGGGAGGUGCAGCAGCAGGAGGAGGCAGAGAAGCAGAGGAGCAGGUGCGAGGAGCUGCAGGCCCAGGUGUUACAUCUACAGACGGAGAAUCAAGAGUUACAGAGCUGCCUGGGCAACCAUGCCCAGGAAGUCCAACGGCAGGAGCGGGAGGUGAUGCUUAAACUGAAGGAAGUGGUUGACAAGCAGAGAGAUGAGCUGAGGGCCAAAGUACAGCAGAUAGCCAGCAUGUCUAAAGAGGUGGAGGCGCUGCAGGAGCAGUUGGAGCGCUUCAUGAAGAUGAAUGGGGAGCUGAGACACAAGCAGAGCAUCAUCACGGCCCAGGUGAAGAAUGCUGUGGAGAGGAAGGCUGACAUGGAGGCAGACCUCAGAGAGAAACAGAAAGAGAUAGAACGCCUCACCACCCAGCUGGAAAAGGCCAACGCUGCUGCUGGCAUGGCCAGUCCAUGUAGGACAGAAGUGGACCUGACAGGCAAGCUGGUGAUAGACCUUAAGGACCCCAACAGACCCUGUUUCACCAAACAGGAGGUCAGAGAGAUGCUGACAGAGAGGAACGAGCUCAAAGCCAACCUGUUCCUGGUGCAGGAGGAACUCUCCUUCUACCAGAGGGAGAUCCUGAAUGAUGAGCGAUGUCCAGGAUUCUUGCUGGACGCUGUACGUUCUGCCAUAAAGAAACAGAAAACUGUCAUCAAGGCCAAGAUGCUGGGCAUGCCAGAGGACGAAUGCAGCAGUGAUGACGAGAAAGGCCCCCUGUUUGAGAGGAGAGCAGAGACAGAAACCGAGACAGAUASCACUGACAGCAAACCACAAGAGUCUCGCAUCAGGAACCUCUUUGGCUUCCUGACUCGCUCCGGCAGCAACCACAGCAGCCGUAGUCCCAAUGAAAACAAGGCUGCUUCUUCCUGGGAAAUCAUCGAUGACACCAAGACCACCACGGAGACAGAAACCAGACGAUCACCAUGACAACCCUCAACACCCGUCCAACUACACUUGUCCUCCAUUCUGUUCAGUUAUCACUGGAUGUUUCAUACUGGUUAGGUCUCCACAGCAGCCCUAUGAAAGGAAGAGCCUUCUCUCAUGCCUUCCCUCUUUCUUUUUUACUACCCCCUCAUCCUUGCUCUACGUACCUUUCUCUUUCUCUCCCUCUGUUUCUCUCAGGAAUAGGUUCAGAAUGGUGAAAUGGCCAACGGUACACUUUGCAUUGACAAUAACCAUGCAGGACAUUAUUAAGAGGAAAAUCUCUGUUGAAUCUCUGAAGCAAAUUUGUAUUGCGAUAUUUUAUUAAAGAUUUUAAGAUGUAUUUUGACCACAGCAAUCAUUAGUAAUCGCAGGAACACAUUUGUGCCACAAGAGGGCAUCCUAACUAUUAACAACCAUGGUGGACUUCCAUGUGUUUAACAUUUUACCUAGUGUGUUUUUUUGUUGUUGCCAUGCCUUGUGGUUGCUGUAAUUCUAAUUCUCUGUCAUGGACAUGGUGUGAGUUAUAGGGAACGUUUUGCAGUAAAGUACACUGUGUGUUGAUUCUGACCCUGAAUGUAUUGCCUCAUAGUAACAGUCAUUUAUUGAUUAGACUUUAUAUUCUUAACUAUCAGCUCAUCUCACGUAUUAUCAGCUCAGCUCAUCUCACGAGUCUUAUUAUGAGUUCAAUCAUKUCUUCCCCAGGACCAUGAAUUGGGCAUUGGGGUUGAUUGUUAUGUAUGUGUCUGCCAAGUGUGUGUGUGUGGUGUGUGUGCCUGUCUGUCUGUCCUGUCURUCUGUGAGUGUUCACUGGGGCACCAGCACCUGUACGUUGGUUACUGUACAUACAGAGGAAGUGUGUGUUUCCUUGAAAGGAAAUGGUGUGUGUGCUCUCACGCUCCUUCCAUCUCACCAUGUCGUUAAACACACACACACACACAACAAUGGCUGCCGCUGCCCUCUACCAUAUCUUAUCGGUACUCAAACCUCUCAGACUCUGAUGUAGUUUUCUGACAUUCUAAAUGAAUGCUGUUGGUGAUAGUGUGGAAUGACGUAUUUUCCAGCAACACUGUAUGUACAUUUAAUUUUUGUAAGGAUGACUGUUUUUAAAUGGAGAAGCUUUUGUGCUACAAAAACUAAAUAAAUAUCUGACAUUAAA